AUGCUCAGCCUUGCCGGCCUCGGCCUGAAUAUCCUCCCUGUCCAGUCCGCAGCGGUUCCCAUCGCCGAUUUGGAUCGCCGCGGAGAGUCAAUCAACCAUGUCCAUGUCGCUGACAUGCUCGAGAAGCGCCACAAGUACAUUUUGGACGAAGACGAGAACGCACUCGAGAAGCGCCACAAGUACAUUUUGGACGAAGACGAGAACGCACUCGAGAAGCGCCACAAGUACAUUCUGGAUGAAGAUGAGAAUGCACUCGAGAAGCGCCACAAGUACAUUUUGGAUGAAGACGAAAGCGCACUCGAGAAGCGCCACAAGUACAUUUUGGAUGAAGACGAAAGCGCACUCGAGAAGCGUCACAAGUACAUUUUGGACGAAGAUGAGAACGUGCGCGUCUAG
Penicillium robsamsonii is the source of this 396-nucleotide messenger RNA. RefSeq lists its product as uncharacterized. Lineage: Eukaryota; Fungi; Ascomycota; Eurotiomycetes; Eurotiales; Aspergillaceae. The record is from RefSeq and is a predicted model, not a curated record. The transcript has a single exon. The coding region runs from base 1 to 396 and encodes 131 amino acids.